AUGCUUAUGUACAACGAGCCUUGGCUUAUCUCCAUAUUGCUCAGUUAUUCCAUGUGUGCUCUAGUUAUUCCAUAUGUGUGCUUCAGUUAUCUCCAUAUUGCUUCAGUUAUCUCCAUGUGUGCUUCAGUUAUUCCCCAUAUUCUUCAGUUAUCUCCAUAUUGCUCAGUUAUUCCAUUUAUCUCCAUAUUGCUUCAGUUAUCUCCAUAUUGCUUCAGUUAUUCCAUGUGUGCUUCAGUUAUCUCCAUAUUGCUCAGUUAUCUCCAUAUUGCUUCAGUUAUCUCCAUAUUGCUUCAGUUAUUCCAUGUGUGCUUCAGUUAUUCCAUAUUGCUUCAGUAUUCCUAUAUUGCUUCAGUUAUCUCCAUGUGUGCUUCAGUUAUCUCCAUAUUGCUUCAGUUAUUCCAUAUUGCCUUCAGUUAUCUCCAUAUUGCUUCAGUUAUCUCCAUGUGUGCUUCAGUUAUCUCCAUGUGCUUCAGUUAUCUCCAUAUUGCUUCAGUUAUCUCCAUAUUGCUUCAGUUAUCUCCAUAUUGCUUCAGUUAUCUCCAUAUUGCUUCAGUUAUUCCAUUGCUUCAGUUAUCUCCAUGUGUGCUUCAGUUAUCUCCAUAUUGCUUCAGUUAUCUCCAUAUUGCUUCAGUUAUCUCCAUGUGCUUCCAGUUAUCUCCAUAUUGCUUCAGUUAUCUCCAUAUUGCUUCAGUUAUCUCCAUAUUGCUUCAGUUAUCUCCAUGUGUGCUUCAGUUAUUCCCAUGUGUGCUUCAGUUAUCUCCAUAUUGCUCAGUUAUCUCCAUGUGUGCUUCAGUUAUCUCCAUGUGUGCCCUAGUUAUCUCCAUAUUGCUUUCAGUUAUCUCCAUAUUGCUUCAGUUAUCUCCAUAUUGCUUCAGUUAUCUCCAUAUUGCUUCAGUUAUCUCCAUAUUGCUCUUUGAUUCCAUAUUGCUUCGAAGUUAUCUCCAUAUUGCUUCAGUUAACAAAUUAUAUCAUGUGGACUGUAUUGUCACAAGUUUGCUCAAGACAGUUCCUCGAGCUAUCAGAAUGGGACUCCCACACGGAAAACGGCGCUGGAGGAGGGCGGGAGCACUGGCAGCCAGGAUCAACUCUGUUACCCUGGGCGCCCGGAGGCCCAGUUCCCGCCACGGUCCACUCGACACUGACCUGCGCCGGGAGUUAGAUCAUGCGUCGCGCUCUUUGCAGUACGGAACGUACCUUCGAAGAGCCUGCAGCGAGAUUAUACCUCGAUCAGCUGCUGCUCGCAUUUGGCUGCGUGGCGAACACUGCCUGCCGUCGUCUUCCCGUACACUCUUACGCGUGGGAAUGCGAUCGUCAGGGAGUGGAAUGGGGCGCGACCGACACAAGUUCAAACAAGAUCCCAGUAAAAGCAAAGGCGUCCAGAACAAUCCCAACGGCGAGAACAUCAACAUCAUCGCCGACCUGUACGCUGAGGUCGUUGGCGUCCUGGCCCAGUCGAGAUUCCAGUCAGUGCGUCGACGCUUCAUGGCCGAACUGAAGGAACUACGGUCGAGGGAAGCCUCGUCCGUCACAACACAGAGCAUUACGUCUCUCCUGAUGGGAAUGAAGUUCUUUAGGGUCAAGAUGGUGCCGAUUGAGGAGUUCGAGGCGUCGUUCCAGUUCAUGCAAGAGUGUGCGCAGUAUUUCCUGGAGGUGCGGGACAAGGACAUCAAACACGCCCUGGCUGGUCUCUUCGUGGAGAUACUGGUUCCUGUGGCCGCGACGGUGAAGAACGAGGUCAACGUGCCGUGCCUAAAGUACUUCGUGGAGAUGCUGUACUCGACCACCCUGGACAUGGCCACUAAGAACAAGCACCGUCUGGCCAUCUUCCCCCUGGUGACCUGUUUACUGUGUGUUUCCCAGAAGACUUUUUUCCUCAGUAAUUGGCACUACUUCCUGGCCAUGUGUCUGCAGCACCUCAAGAACCGCGACCCUAAGAUGUCCCGCGUGGCUCUUGAAUCGCUCUACCGCUUACUGUGGGUGUACAUGAUCCGCAUCAAGUGUGAGAGUAACUCGGCCACUCACUCCCGCUUGGCCAGCAUUGUCAACUCGCUCUUCCCUAAGGGUUCCAAGGCCGUCGUACCCAGAGACACGCCGCUUAACAUCUUCGUCAAAAUCAUCCAGUUUAUUGCUCAGGAGCGUCUGGACUUCGCCAUGCGGGAGAUAGUGUUUGAUCUACUGUCCGUCGGGCGGCAGAUAAAGAUCAUCAUGACCCCCGAACGGAUGUCAAUAGGCCUACGAGCCUUCCUGGUGGUGGCCGACAGCCUGCAGCAGAAGGAGGGGGACCCGCCCAUGCCCCGUACUGUUGGCGUCCUUCCCUCGGGUAACACGCUCAGGGUCAAGAAAACCUUCCUCAAUAAGAUGCUGACAGAGGAUACGGCCAGAAACAUCGGAAUAUCCGCUUACUAUCCGCUCGUCCGUAAGUCCUUCAACGAUAUCCUCAAGGCCCUCGACAGUCAGUUCGGUCGACCACUCAUGAUGACAACAACGCAGAAUGUCAACAAGGAACCAGACGAAAUGAUCACUGGGGAACGCAAACCCAAAAUCGACCUGUUCCGUACGUGUGUGGCGGCCGUGCCUAGACUCAUACCAGAUGGGAUGUCUGGCAGGGACCUAGUAGACAUGCUUGGAAGGCUCACCGUUCACAUGGACGAGGAACUACGAGCCUUGGCCUUCCAGAGCCUUCAGAAUCUCGUGUUGGAUUUCCCCGAGUGGCGUCACGAUGUUGUCUAUGGAUUCAUACAGUUUAUUGUGAAGGAAGUCGGGGACACCUCUACUCAGCUGCUGGACAAUGGGGUGAGGAUGUUACUUCAGCUGCUCACCGCCUGGAGGAACGCUCUCACCAACUCCAUCACCACCAUUAAUGCCAACAAACGUGACCCGGGUGUUGGAGACCUUCACCAUCUACAUCUACAUCAGAGAGGCGAUCACAGCGAUGUGUUACGAUUGGCCGAAGGUUUUGCCCUGGUGUUGUUGUGCAGCUGUCGGCAGGCUCCUCGGCGGGUGGCGGUCGCUAUACUGAGGGAGGUGAAGCUGUUGGCCAAGGAGCUGGGUGAAGAGGAUGACGUCAACCAGCCUGUUAUUGAUGUUAUGGACAGAUGGUGUGGUUGUGUUGUGGACGGGGUGUUGGCGCUGCUGCCCGCUGGUGAGAGAUCGGCCGUUGCGGCGACCACCAACAUCGACCUCCAGUGGCUGGCUGACCGUAGCUCCUCUGUCUGGACGGGAGGGUACCUCGAGGACAGCAGCGUGAAGAGUGUCAGCGCUCAGCAUCUGGUCUGUGAGGACGUCUGGGCGUUGGUCCUGUGCGGCUUCAUCUUCCACGGCCGGGUCCUGUCGUCGUGUCCUCAGGCCGUCGGUCACGCUUGGCCCAUCGUCUACACCCGGGCCAACUCCCUUUACUCAAUCGUCGACCCCACGCCUCCAAAUGACAAUCGAGCAUCUCUACUUCGCAGUGCAAGCCAAGUGAAGAAACCCAUCAGUGAACGCGAUGUUUACAUGAACCUUUGGAGGAAUUACGUCGUGCUAGCUUGUCGUGUAGUACCGGCCAUCACCAAGACGCCGGUCAUCAGAUGUGCUUCUCCGGAUAUCAGCCUAGGGUCGUCUCCGGACAGUGGGGCGGGCGGCGAUAAAGGCGGAGAGCGGCCAUACCCCGGUUACUCCGUGUCUCCGCUCUGCCUCUACAAGCUCCUGGUUCCUCUCCUCCGAUGCGAGAGUACGGACAUGCGUGAGGCCGUUACUCUCGCCCUGGGGAAAAUAAAUCAUUUUGCUCUGAGUGACUUGAUGGAGGAGCUCUUCCCUUACAUACGUGAGAGCAUCGACCGGAAGCAGGAGAACAUGCGUCGUAGGCGUCGUAGGGAUGCCCUCAGGGUCACUCUCGUCAAGCUGUUCGAGAUGAUAGCUGAACAAGGCACUUUUGCUCUUAGUGAAAGCGUUAUUGAUGGGGACACUGGCGCCCUGCUGAAGCGUUACCUCGAGUACAUGGACGGCGCGAGGGUCUACCUGGAGAGUGAGAAUGACAAGGACAAUACACUGCUGCAGAUCAAGACCCACUUCUGCCAUUUUGUCCGCAAGCUGAUUGGUAGUUUCUCGUUGGAACAAAGACAGACGCUCAUUCCCCGAAGCUUACGUAAGGGGCUGUUCUAUCUGUUUGCCUCGUGGAGCGGCGUGUUUGGCGCACCGUUUGGGUUUAAGAGUCCAGACUCGGGGAAUCGUCAACCGUCUGAGUUUGAGCUGUGUGCCCUGCAUGCCUCCAGCGCUGUACUGUGUUGCGGUCCCUCCUUUGACCCACAACUGCUGGCUGAUGACGGCCACAUAUAUCAGUGGCUCGAUGCUCUUCUGGGCUCUCAUGAUGAAAAGAUUAAGAAUAAGAUCUCACGGGCUGGCUCAGGAAACAAUCUGAUACUGCUGGGUUUAACCCUGACUCUGGGGCCGUCCCUGGACUGGGUGGUGCGACCGCUGCUAUACCGCCACCCCAGAGGUUGCCGAUGGGUGCUUCAACGCCCUGGCCACCAUCUUCUCUCCGCCAGACUCCCCAAGACUCACAAAGACUCACAAUAUACUCCCCAAGACUCACAAAAGACUCCCAAGCCCCACAAAGACUCCACAAAGACUCACAAAGACUCGCCAAGACCCACAAAGACUCACAAAAGACUCACAGACUCACAAAGACUCAAGACUCAAGCCCACAAAGACUCACAAAAGACUCACAGACUCACACAAACUCACCAAAGACUCACAGAAGACUUCCCAAGACUCAUGGACCCACAAAGACUUAUAGUAGUGCCAGGCAGCGGACGAGGGUGGCACAUGUUCAGGGUGGUGCCACAUGAGAAUGGCACUCUGGGAGGAGACCUCAGUGCCAGAGUGCCACUUGAUUAUGAAAACCCGACCCACAAGAGAGGGUUCAGAUUCAGAGUCCAAGUCUCUGAUAUG
Molecule: messenger RNA, 4929 nt
Organism: Homarus americanus (American lobster)
Lineage: Eukaryota; Metazoa; Arthropoda; Malacostraca; Decapoda; Nephropidae
Product: protein furry homolog-like
Exons: 26
Biological process (GO): neuron projection development; cell morphogenesis
Cellular component (GO): site of polarized growth; cell cortex
Source: RefSeq, a predicted model, not a curated record